AUCAUCGAUCGGCCGCCUCGCCUGUGCGAUUCUUCAGUUCCGCCUGCUUAGCUUCAUUCACUUCACGAGAAAAAUAAUUUACUACGCUUUUACACGCCAGGCUCGCAAUAAACAAACGAAGAACUCACAAACCUUUUAUUUCAAACCCGCCACGGUCCACGGGCGUGUUGCCAGACCCGAUGGCUCAGUUUGAGCUGGACCCGCUGUUUCUGAAGGCCCUGCGCCUGCUGCACUCCAAGGCGAGGGACUCGUCGGAGCAGCUGCGACAGCUGCUGGAAGACACGCUGAACCAGAGGCAGCAGACAGGCUCUGCCACGGGCAGGGACACCCGCAGCCUCCUCACCACCAUCAAGCUGGAGAGCGAUCUGAAGAAGAGUCCGUCGCUGAGCCGGCGGCCGUCCCCCAAGCAGGAGAUGGUGGUCGGCGAGACUCCGCCCACUCUUGUCGUGCCCCGCCCCCUUCCGGAGGAGGGCCGCAUCAAGAAGGAGCCACCUCCGCUGGAGCGCAGGCCGCCUCCCGUGGCACCCCCACCGCCCACCGUCAAGGCCAGCGACUCGCCUUUGCGCGAGGCUUCGGGCAUGCCGGACGCCAAGCGGGCACGCACGGAGUCGCCGCAGCAGCCGCAGCUCUCCCGGUCGUCGUCUCCGCUCAGUCGCGCCACGACUUGUUCCUCGCCAACCACAAGCAGCGACGGCGAGGACCUGGCAGUCGACAUGGGACAGGUGUGCGUCAUGUGCAAUCAACUGGAUGUAACUGCCAAGAACCAGCUGAUUGAGUGCCAAGAAUGCCACUGCCUCUACCACCAGGAAUGCCAUCGGCCGCCGGCGACCGACUACGACGUCAACGACCCUCGGCUCGUCUGGUAUUGCGCCCACUGCACCAAAAACAUGAAGAAAAUGGCCAUCAAGCCUCCCAAGCCGGCCUCCAAGGUGGCAUUUGGGGUACCGCGAGAGCUCACCCCUCCCAUCAAGGCCGACACCCCGCCCCCGCUCACCUCGCAGCCCUUCAAGCGCUCCGAGCUGAAGGUGCCAGCCCUGUCGUCUGCGGGCGGCCCCAACAAGCCCAUCGGCCUGGCCGGGCUCGCAGCCAACUUGAGCAAGCCCAAGCCCCUUAAGCCUCCCCUGGCUGGCCUCUCGAGCCUCGCCGGCGCUGCGGUCAAGGCCGGCCCCGCCGCACCGACCCCAAUCGCACCGCUGCGCCCCGGCAACGGCAACAACGGGGGUGGCUCUGCCGCACCGGCCACGACACCAAGCGUCCCGUCGCCAGGAGGCGGCAACGGAAAGCCGGCGUCUUCGUCUUCGCUCAUGUCGGCCGAAAAGCGGCUGCAGAUGCUCAAGAAGAAGGCUGCGGCCGCCAAGAUGCAGGACAAGAGGAGGGUCACCAACAAGUAGGACGACCGCGGACAUUCACUCAUGUGCACGUCCUCGCAAACGGUCGUUGCUCGAUGCCGACAGUCACGCAGUGGUGGAUGCAGUCGUCUCACAACAGCGUCCAGUUCUGCUGAAGUGCGAGAAAACCGGUGCUGUCAGCACCACCAGCAGUUGUCAGCGUCACGUUACCUUGACCGCAACAUCAGUCGGUGCCGUCCUGUGCAGCUGUUGCUAUCGCCGUUGCGCGUAACGCCAACCGCUACUGUCGUCAGAUGAUAGACCAUUUCAUUCCCACACUGGAUCAUUCUGGUGUAUGCGGGUAAACACCCAUUGUAGGGUUUAGCAAAACUGUGCGAGCACCGCCGUGUAGGUAACCGUACUGGCGGUCCAGUUAGCAUUUCUCGCAAAUGUCGCAUUCUAUCGGGCUGGCCCCUUUUACGACGAAGCGGUACGUGGUUCACCCCCAAAUGGUGUAUGGAUAGUUUACUCGGAUUUGUCGACGCAUUAAAAAGGAAAACAAUUUGUAAAUGAG
This is a messenger RNA of Ixodes scapularis (black-legged tick), 1902 nucleotides long. RefSeq names its product integrator complex subunit 12 (gene IntS12). Lineage: Eukaryota; Metazoa; Arthropoda; Arachnida; Ixodida; Ixodidae. The transcript is spliced from 8 exons. Gene Ontology annotation, cellular component: integrator complex. Gene Ontology annotation, biological process: snRNA 3'-end processing. The record is from RefSeq and is a predicted model, not a curated record. Bases 180 to 1391 code for a protein of 403 amino acids.